UGCCGCCAUUCCGCAAUUGGAAUUCUAGUGUUUUGGGUUGCGAUUCGAUUCAUUUACCGCUGCCCGCGUCUCCAAUUCGGUUGUGUGCGAUUCUGUCUGCUCCGCAUCCAAGUCUAACACCCAAUCCUUCCAAGAAUGUCGAAGCCCAGCUACAAAGUCGCCGAUAUCAGUCUGGCGGAAUGGGGACGCAAGGCGAUCAUCAUUGCGGAAAACGAGAUGCCCGGCCUGAUGGCCUGCAGGAAGAAGUACGGCCCAUCUAAGCCCCUGAAGGGCGCCCGCAUCACCGGCUGCCUGCACAUGACCGUCCAGACCGCUGUCCUCAUCGAGACCCUCGUCGAACUGGGCGCCCAGGUCCAAUGGUCCAGCUGCAACAUCUUCAGCACACAGGAUAACGCUGCGGCGGCCAUCGCAGCCACCGGAGUGCCCGUGUACGCCUGGAAGGGUGAGACCGAUGAGGAAUACCUGUGGUGUAUCGAGCAGACCCUGGUCUUCCCCGACGGCCAGCCCCUGAACAUGAUCCUGGACGAUGGCGGCGAUCUGACCAACCUGGUGCACGAAAAAUUCCCCGAGUAUCUGAAGAACAUCAAGGGCCUCAGCGAGGAGACGACCACCGGUGUCCACAACCUGUACAAGAUGUUCAAGGAUGGUCGUCUCGGCGUCCCGGCCAUCAAUGUCAACGACUCUGUGACCAAGAGCAAGUUCGACAAUCUGUAUGGCUGCCGCGAGUCCCUGAUCGAUGGCAUCAAGCGCGCCACGGACGUCAUGAUUGCCGGCAAGGUAUGCUGCGUGGCCGGAUACGGUGAUGUUGGCAAGGGCUGUGCCCAGGCGCUGAAGGGAUUCGGUGGUCGGGUGAUCGUCACCGAGGUCGAUCCCAUCAACGCCCUGCAAGCGGCGAUGGAGGGCUAUGAGGUGACCACCAUGGAGGAGGCCAGUAAGGAGGCUUCCAUCUUUGUGACCACCACCGGCUGCCGGGACAUCAUCACCAGCGUGCACUUGCAACAGAUGCCCGACGACGCCAUCGUCUGCAACAUCGGUCACUUUGACAUCGAGAUCGACGUGGACUGGCUAAACGCAAAUGCCAAAGAGAAGGUGAACGUGAAGCCCCAGGUGGAUCGCUACACCAUGCAGAGUGGCAAGCACAUCAUCCUGCUGGCCGAGGGUCGUCUGGUGAAUCUGGGCUGUGCCCACGGCCAUCCCAGCUUCGUGAUGUCCAACUCCUUCACCAACCAGGUGCUCGCCCAGAUCGAGCUGUGGACCAAGUCCGACCAGUACGCCGUUGGUGUGCACGUCCUGCCCAAGAUCCUCGACGAAGAGGUGGCCAGCCUUCAUCUGGACAAGCUGGGCGUCAAGCUGACCAAGCUGACGGAGAAGCAGGCCAGCUACCUGGGCGUCUCGCAGAGCGGUCCCUUCAAGCCCGACCAUUACCGGUACUGAGCACCCGAUUCGCCAACCGGUUCUGCACCCGAAUCCAUAGACGAAUCGGACCGCGGCGCCGGAGACGACGGACCCACACUAGUUAUCUAUUGUUUGCGCAUUUCACUGUUCACCUAAGCUCCAAUAAAAACCCAUCUCACGUACUCUCAGCGAGAGAAAACCCAA
Molecule: messenger RNA, 1599 nt
Organism: Drosophila yakuba
Lineage: Eukaryota; Metazoa; Arthropoda; Insecta; Diptera; Drosophilidae
Gene: Ahcy
Product: adenosylhomocysteinase
Exons: 3
Coding region: 136-1434 (432 amino acids)
Biological process (GO): L-methionine cycle
Cellular component (GO): cytosol
Molecular function (GO): adenosylhomocysteinase activity
Source: RefSeq, a predicted model, not a curated record